GUAACGCUCGCCACGACGGGAAUUCAGAGUCGUAGAGCCUCAUACGCGGGUCAUAAACGAUCCGCGGCCAUACUAGAGGUGCACGCGCGAGAAUCGAUCCGAAUCGCCGGCGAUAAACGCAUCUCCCGCGAGGCGAUCGUCGCGCGCCGCGUCGCCGCCGAGCGAUGAGUUCCAAGUUCAUCAUCGAUAGCAUGCUCCCCAAGUACCACCAGCAGUUCCAUCAUCAGAACUUGUUUGCGGGUACGGGGGCCUCGCCGAUAGAGGCAUCGUUGUCGUCGUCGCUGUCGUCGUCGUUGUCGACGUCGCUGUCCUCGUCGUUGUCUGGCGGGCUGGGGGCGGCCGCGCUGGGCGCGGGGUCGCCGGGCGCAGGAAGCCCGCAGCGCUCCUCGUCGUCGUCGUCGGCGUCGCCGGGCGCGCCGGCGAGGAUGUACCCGUACGUGUCGCACCACCAGCAGUUCGGCGGGUCGGUGCCCUUCCCCACCGGCGGAGGGCUGUCGGCGGAUGACAAGAGUUGCCGGUAUCCUACCGCAGGAGACCCGAUGGUAAACUACGCGCUGGGUCAGCACAACGGGGGAGCGGCGGUGUCGGCCGCGUCGGCCAGCAUGGCGGCGGCGGCGCAGUUUUACCACCAGGCGGCGGCCUCGGCAGCGUCGGCGGCCUCCGCGGCCUCGGUGGACGCCAUGGGCGCUGCCUGCUCCCAGCCCUCCGCCCAGCCUCUGCCAGACAUACCACGUUAUCCCUGGAUGUCCAUCACCGAUUUUCCGUUUCCAGAUUGGAUGAGCCCCUUCGACCGCGUGGUCUGCGGUGAGUUCAAUGGACCGAACGGCUGCCCACGGCGACGCGGACGACAGACGUACACAAGGUUUCAAACGCUAGAAUUAGAAAAAGAAUUCCAUUUUAAUCACUACCUGACGCGUCGGCGCAGGAUAGAAAUCGCACACGCCCUAUGUCUCACAGAAAGACAGAUCAAAAUAUGGUUCCAGAAUCGACGAAUGAAAUUAAAGAAAGAACUGCGUGCAGUGAAAGAGAUAAACGAACAAGCCCGCCGGGAGCGAGAAGAGCAGGACAGAAUGAAGCAACAGCAACAGGAAAAGCAGGCGAAACUCGAAAGCCAGCACCACGGUCACCACGUGACCCACCACCACGACCCGAUGAAGAUGCCCAUCGACAAGGGCUCCAGCGAUAUCCUAAAAGUGAAUAAAGUGCCGACGUAAGGCGCUCGCAAGCCGCUUACUAAAUCCUGACUGAUACUGUAUCAUAUAGUGUGAAUACAUGAAUGGAAGUGUUACGUCCAUAAGGACCUGCGGGCACCGUUAGUUUCCUAUCCACUAGUUUUAUUUUGCGGCUGAUUGAGUAGGAGUGUUGCCUCGUUGUGGAGGUGUUUCGUGACUUUAAUUAUUGUAUUAAUGUUCCUUUAGUGCGAAGGACUUGCCUCGGUGUCAUUCGCUGUGGACGGGCUGGAGAAGUGCUUUAAGCAUUUAUUUUGUUGCCAUAACCACACCAUGUAUUGCAAUAAUAUUUUACUAAAUUUUACAAAAACGUUAGUGCGUCGCUCUAAGAUUUACAAGCCCGAGUGGAUUUCGGUAUUGUUAGAUAAGAUUUUAAAUCUGUGAAUCUCAUAGUAUUUAUUGCUACCACUUAUUUUAAUCCAUUAUGUUAUAUUUUUUUAUUGAUAGAUAUUAUAUUAUGUACAUUUUGAUGUAUAUUUUAUUAUUUGUCUGCUGUUAGUAGACUGGUUAUGUUUUGAGGGUCACAUUUUUAUGAUUCUAAAAUUUGUUGUUUUAGCGGUUGGUUUCAAAAAAGUUGCGUUUAUUUUUGUCCACAUUGUGCUUCAUUUUGGUAGUUAGGUCUACACAUUGUUGUUUGAUUUAAACAUUUUUAUAGUUUAAUUUUAUCGGCAGUUUUACAAAACUUUAUUUUUUUAUUCCCAUAAGAGCGUUAGACGUUUAAUUGUAACUAAAUACGUAUUGAAGUACAAUUGCGUGUAGGUUCUCAUUAUAACGAAUGUUGUUUUGUAAUCAAUGUUUUCAUAAAAAUAAUAAUAUUAAAUGCGGUAUUUUUGAUGAUGAUUCUACUUUAAAGUAGUGAAACCUUGUCCAGAUAUUCGACAUUAUUUGAAUUUCAAGUAUUAGAAAAAUACAGUGUCCAUACUUCCCAAUUCAUCAAAUGUUCAAAAAUAUAUACGUAACAUUGAUACAUAUAAUAAACAAUAAUGUUACUAAAAUAAAUUUUACAUGUAAUUUUAAAGUUGAUUUAAGUGUAAUAUAUAAAUAGAUAAUGUAGGUUCAACUUUAUACUAUAAAGUAUUGCUAAGAUUUAAAGCUAAUUGAUUCAAGAGGGGGCGGAAUAUAAAAACACAAUUUCAGUCCGUUUAAUUACUUCUGCAUGUAACCAUCAUUUACAAUUAAUAGUUGAUGGCAAGGAAGAUAUCUUAUUUAAAAAAAACUGUAUAAAUAAAAACGAUUAUAAGCUGAUUCGGCUUAUCCAUCCAUAAUUUUAAUUCACAUUUGGAAUUUGGAUAUUACUUUCAUGAUUAUUAUUUUUCAGUUUUGCUUCUAAAUCCACAUUGUGCCAAAAUAUUAUUAUAAAAAUAACUAAACCUAUUUUGAAUCUAUUGGUUAUGGAACUUUUCAACUUUUGUAUUUCCACGCCCGAACAAAAAACACAAAAUUCCUCUAUACGUAAAUCAGAACAAAUAUUAAAUUAGGACUCUAAAUUUAGUGUUGAUAGUCACCAUUAUACGUAAAUUAAUGUCAGGGUAGAGUUAAAGAAAAUUUUAAUAAAUAAUGUAUCUAUUAAAAUGAAGAUGUUCGCUUAAUUUUGGUAAUAAUCAUCACUCAAUAGAUCUGUCCACUGUAUUAUUCAUACGAAUACAAUUAUAACUAUCAGUAGCCGUAUUUUAAUACUAUAGUUAUUAUGUACCAAUAUCAUAAGCACGAGAUCCUUUUAGAUUUAAGCAUCUCAUACAUAGUACAUGGUACACUAUAUGAAAUAAAAUGACCUAACUAUUUUAUUUUCUACUUUUUAAGUUUCAAAAACUUUAUACAAGCAAUAACAAAGCAGUGAAUCACUUUACAUGAGGGUUUAUAUAAUGAAAGCCUUGGGCUUUAUUAAAUUUACU
Molecule: messenger RNA, 3121 nt
Organism: Maniola jurtina (meadow brown)
Lineage: Eukaryota; Metazoa; Arthropoda; Insecta; Lepidoptera; Nymphalidae
Gene: abd-A
Product: homeobox protein abdominal-A homolog
Exons: 3
Coding region: 165-1214 (349 amino acids)
Biological process (GO): negative regulation of transcription by RNA polymerase II; anterior/posterior pattern specification
Cellular component (GO): nucleus
Molecular function (GO): RNA polymerase II cis-regulatory region sequence-specific DNA binding; DNA-binding transcription factor activity, RNA polymerase II-specific
Source: RefSeq, a predicted model, not a curated record